Lasiosphaeria miniovina is the source of this 567-nucleotide messenger RNA. RefSeq lists its product as uncharacterized. The record is from RefSeq and is a predicted model, not a curated record. NCBI's taxonomy places the organism in Eukaryota, Fungi, Ascomycota, Sordariomycetes, Sordariales, Lasiosphaeriaceae. Bases 1 to 567 code for a protein of 188 amino acids. The transcript is spliced from 3 exons.
AUGCCAAAUGGAAGCCGAUUUUUCCUUAUCCCCGACGCCCAACUGCGCAAAGUCCAAGACCUAGCCGAUGAGCUGGGCUUCUCUCCAGCCCAUGAGGAUGUUCUGCCCUCCGUCUACCCAUGCGAGCUAUCGGGUCUAGCGGUUCGCUACCUAAUCGAUGACGCAACCUACAACGAGGGCCCGCCGCGACGUAGGCUCGACGGCCUUCAUCCCUCACUCCCCCCUUCUGCCCGAACGGUACCACUCCCGGCCGCCUGCGCUGCGUUCGCACGUAUUGCCGCUCGCGAGAAACGCGCAAGUCCAGUCCGCAGUGGCGUUAUCCAGCAACUUUCAAGUGUGGUUGCUUAUAGCCUUUUCGACAUGAGCUAUGAGGGGGAUUAUAUGGAGAUCUUGUCGAAUGACCAGCCGCUCUCCGAGGCUGAAAUGUUAGAGAUUGAGCAUGCCGUAAAGGAGAUUAGGAGUUGGACAUUCAGGAAGGAUGAAGAGUGGAUCAAGGACAUGCUGAUUGACAUUUACACCGGAAGAAAACCUUUCGUGAUCUCCCUUGCGGAGGUCAUUGAUGUCUAG